UUAUUAUUAUUAUCAUGUUCAUCAAUAUUAUUCUUUCGCUUGAUACCUUAGACCGAAUGUUGCUAUCAAAUGCUCAUUUUCAACGACGAACCCGGACAAUGGCCUUAUAUGAGAAAACAUGAGGAUCAAUUGGAGUUUUACUGCCAUGGAACACGUGACUUUGACGUCAUCGAUGAACGCUGGUGGUACAUCGCCAUUGCUCAUUGCGGCGGCGAUGGAAUUACCAACUUCAAGUAUAAUAUCAAUAUGACUAAUGGCAAGACGGCAUUCGACAACCAUUUCUCAGCUGAUGAACGAUAUAUUCUUCAAACGGACAUAGUAUUUCUCGGAAUUUACCUUAUGAUCUGUGGAUGCCUUCUAAAAUUCAGAAACUUGAUGAUUGAGCAGCGAAUGCUGAACGUCACCUAUCGGCUCUUCAGUUACUCAUGUUACCUACAGACUAUUAGCCUCCUUUUCCAGACUAUUGCUUAUGGAAUGUUUGCGUACGAUGGCACUGGUGUCGAACGUCUACGAAAACUUGGCGAAAUGAUUUCAUCCACGUCGACUCUCCUCUUUGUACUGUUACUCAUCUUGGUUGCUAAGGGAUACACUGUCACUCGUGCCCGUCUGAGGUCAGUUACCAGCAUUAAGAUCGGCGUUUUCACAUGCUGCUACUUCUUCAUCUACUUUGGACUUUACGCCCUGCAAGAAGUACUGUACGACCCACGAGAUGUUGUCAACAAAUACGACUCAUUUGCCGGACUUGGAAUUGUCAUCAUGCAUGUCAUUGGAUUGUUUUGGAUGUACUACGCGUGUUUCUUCACCAUCAAACACAAUCAUAGUAAGGCUAUGUUCUACAUUCUAUUCAUCAUCAUCUUCACAACUUGGUUCCUUGCUACUCCCAUCACCAUCUGGAUGUCCACUGGAUUCAUUGCGAAAUGGCAGAGAGCUAAGAUUGUGAAUGGUAUGGAAUUGUUCACUAUCUUCAAUGGCCACAUGGUGUUCCUGCUCUUGACUCGACCUGCUGCCAACAACCGUUACUUUCCAUUCCACCUGAAGACGAACACGGUUGGUGUUAUAAAUGAUGUUGAUAAUUACGAUGAAGAAAACCCAUCACCACCGCCAUCAGACUUUUCAUCUCUUUUCAGUGCCACUAAAGCCAAAUACCUGACCGAGUCCGAAAGCUCUGUCUCUCUAAAAGUUCCGAGUGAUGGAAGACUAUCUACAAUUAGCCAAACCAUUAAAAUGACGAACCCUACCAAUCAAACAGACAACGUUCCGGAUGCUGCACCACCUGGCUCAUCUCCAUCAGGCGACGUAGUAAAGCCUAGCUUGCCAACAGCCGAGGCCAGUAUACUGCCAAGGGGCAGGUUUAUAUUGGUAAAGGCCUAUGUCGAAGAAUAA
Messenger RNA from Anneissia japonica, 1383 nucleotides. Its product is annotated as transmembrane protein 145-like. Gene Ontology annotation, biological process: response to pheromone; G protein-coupled receptor signaling pathway. Bases 70 to 1383 code for a protein of 437 amino acids. Lineage: Eukaryota; Metazoa; Echinodermata; Crinoidea; Comatulida; Comatulidae. The record is from RefSeq and is a predicted model, not a curated record. The transcript has 11 exons.